This is a messenger RNA of Microplitis mediator, 1447 nucleotides long. Its product is annotated as prothoracicotropic hormone-like. Bases 723 to 1259 code for a protein of 178 amino acids. NCBI's taxonomy places the organism in Eukaryota, Metazoa, Arthropoda, Insecta, Hymenoptera, Braconidae. The record is from RefSeq and is a predicted model, not a curated record. Gene Ontology annotation, molecular function: prothoracicotrophic hormone activity. The transcript is spliced from 3 exons.
ACCUUUUUUUUCUGUGUACCGAAAAAAAGUUUAUUGCUGAGAGUCUGUUAGAAUUUAAAAAGAGGUUCAUGUUGUCACCGAAAAUAUUUAUAUAAGACAUUAGACCAUAGACAUCAUGAGUGAAGAGAAUAAUAACAACAGGUCUAAAAUUUAAAAUUUAUUUAAACCCAUGGGUGCUAUAUUACCGCUAAAAAUAUAUAUACUUUAAAUAAAAUUUUAUUAUCAUACAGAAAUCACGAAAAUAAAAACGACUAUUAACAUACAUCACAUACAUCAUUACUUAUCUUCCCUUUAUUCCCAUAAAUAUUUAGCCGUUUUAAGAAAAGUUAUUCUUACAAAAUAACAUUUUUCAGUGCAUUGACCUCAAGUGAUUAACCUGUUGGUUAAACAAUCUAUUGAUUUCAAAAAAUAAUAAAAAAUAUUUCAAAUUAAUUUUAUAUUUAGCUCAAUGUGUCAAUUCUGUAAAAGACAAGACAAUGUUCGGAAUGACGGUCACCCGAAACCGAUCCGAUUUCUUUGGGGUUUCAACAAAAACUCCAAAGGUAAUUAUAGAUAUCAAAUAACAUUAAUGGAUUCUUUGUUAGAGUAUCCAGGAAUAGUUACACCCUCGUUUUUACUAUAGGGGUGUUUCUUUCAUUAAAUUUCGUAUAUAAGCCGAUGUUAGUUAUUUCUUGGACGCAUAUCUGCUAAGUCGCUCUGAGAAUUCAAGACUUUUGCUCAGAAUGAAGAAAAUUAUUUUAGCAAUCUUAGUAGGAUUGACAGAAAAUGUCAUUGGACGGACAUAUAAUUCAGCGCAUUGGACAAACGUUAUUUUGGAUCCCGAUUCGAGUGACAGUAGUGAUUUGGUGAGUAACCGUGACAUUUUGUAUUCAUCUAAACGAAAUGGGGGUGUAGAGCAGCUCGAAGAGAUGCACAUCUCGCCGAGGGAAUUGUGCUCACUGGGCAACCCUUGGCAGUGGUUUUGUCCCUGUGAAACUGAUUACGGAAUCGUUGAUCUUGGUCUCGGGAAUUACCCUCAGUACCUCAAUACCGCCCAGUGUAUUCGAAAGCCGUGUCAUGGAAAAUUUAAUCCUUGUAAAAUAAUUCACUACAAGAUGCACAUUCUCAGCCAGAGGGAUCUGGAUGACGUAAACAGCGGGAACGAUGAGUCGUAUAUCGAGCAACCAAUUCUCCCAGAAUCUCUCCGCUCAAAAUGGCAAUUAAAGCCGAUAAAAGUACCAGUCGCUUGCGUCGCUUCAAACGAAGGAAGAACCAAUUAAACGAUCGAGUAUUAUGAUUUAUACAAUUCAAUGAUAUUAUACAAGUGAAAUGAUAUUAAAUUCGUAAAUAAAAAUAGUCAUAAAAAAAUAUUUAUUUAAAUCUGAUUACUAUGCAUACAAAUGGUAUUUUAUAUAUUUUAUUUUUCUGUGCAAAUAAAUUGUUGAAAAAUAGCCACUGUCAUACGAAA